CAAGAAAUGUAGCCAUGGCUUUCCUUCUACCAUUGACACCAUCAUACCAUCACUACUGAACUUCUACUGAUCAUCAUACCAUCACUACUGAACUUUUACUCACCAGGACUUCAUUUAAACUGGAGAGAAUCACUAAAAGACUAUGGAGCUCAGAAACCAAACCUCUCUGCUUCUGCAGUUUUUUAAAAUAAGUUGGUUUACAGGGUUUACAGAGGUGGUUUACACGGACUGACAGUAACUGAGACAAUGCAGUCUCCAAGAAACAAGAAACAGACUCUGAUUGGUCAGCAGCUCCUAAUAACUACAGUUUUCCUACAUAUGUUCUGCAUAUCCUUUGCUUCUAACAGACUGGAGAAGAGUGUGUCUGUACGGGGACAGAGGCCAGGGUUCUGCUCCUUCGGCCUGACUGAGUCCUGCUGUUACGGCUGGAGGAACGUUAAUGGGGAAUGCCAGCCUGUCUGUAAAAAGCCAUGUGUGAAUGGGAUCUGCACUGGUCCAGAGAGAUGCUCCUGCUACAAAGGCUACAAAGGGAAACAGUGUAAUGAAGAUAUAAACGAGUGUGGACUACGCAGCAGGCCCUGCAGCCACCGCUGUAUGAACACUGUGGGCAGUUUCCGCUGUUUCUGUGAUCCUGGAUACAAACUACACGCUGACAGCACGUCCUGCAUCAAAGAGCCUGACUGCAGUGGCCUUCGCUGCCAGGUGGGUUGCCAGAUUGGAAGGAAUGGAGCACUGACCUGCCUGUGCCCCCCGGGUCUAAAGCUGGCAAAAGAUAACAGAACAUGUGAAGACAUUGAUGAAUGUGAGGGUCCUUUCCCAGUCUGCUCUGAAAGUCAAGCCUGCAGGAACACCUUUGGGAGCUUUGUGUGUGUGUGCAGGUUGGGCUAUGUGCUGGGAACCAUUGGGAACUCCAUCACCUGCCGAGAUGAGGAUGAAUGUGUGACGGGUCGUCACAGCUGCAGCAGUCACGCACAGUGUGUGAACACUGUGGGCUCAUACACCUGCCGCUGUGAGGAAGACUACGCUGGGGACGGACUCAGCUGCUGGAAGAGGAAGAAAGGAAGGUCACAGGCUGAGAUGUAUUUCCAGUAUAAACUCUCCAAACAGAGCCGACUGAGAGACACGCAGACUGGAAAUCAACGGGCAUUAAAAUGAACUCAUGAAAAAUAAAAACGUAAAAAGACACUAAACACCUGUAAAACCUCACAAAUACACUAUAUUGCCUAAUCACUUCCAUGGUCACAGGUGUAUAACAUCAAGCCCCUAGUCCUGUAGACUGCUUCUACAAACAUUAGUGAGUAUUAUCGGCCUGUAGCCUGUAGCAUUGCUAAUGUUUAGCCGCUAAUGCUAACGCUAAUGCUCCAGCCUUAGUGCUGGAGAUAUCUGGUAAUCUAAGCUUACUAUAAAUAAAUAAUUGCUUUACUCACCCAAAUAAACUAAAGUUUUCAGGAGAGAAAUCUGUGUAGAAUAACAUCCAUCGCUCGUUUGACUUGAAAAAAGUAAUUUUUUAUUACAGUUUUCUUUGCUUAGCUUAGCUUUACUUAACUUAGUUAGCUACCCCCACCACCACCUGCUGAAUUAGAAAUUCCCUAUAGAGUCUCUUAAAAUGCACCUUAUAAUCUGGUGCCCCUCAUAUAUAAAAAUAUACCAGAAAAUAGACGUUUAUUGAUAGUGCCUCUUAUAAUACGGUGUGCCUUAUAGUGCGAAAAAUAUUGUAAUUUAUAUAUAUAUAUAUAUGACUUAUUUGUUAAUGAUUGCCCUCUAGUGGACACUUAAAUCAAUGCUGUUUCUUCACAUAUUUUCCUGUUUUUUA
Messenger RNA from Astyanax mexicanus (Mexican tetra), 1813 nucleotides. RefSeq names its product nephronectin. Lineage: Eukaryota; Metazoa; Chordata; Actinopteri; Characiformes; Acestrorhamphidae. The coding region runs from base 247 to 1155 and encodes 302 amino acids. The transcript is spliced from 7 exons. The record is from RefSeq and is a predicted model, not a curated record. Gene Ontology annotation, molecular function: calcium ion binding.